AUGAUCAUUUGCAACUGUCAUGCAUACACAGUGUGUUCGAUAGAUAAACAAGCACGUUCUCAUUUAAAUCGACAUUCGCUUCUGAGUUGCUAUUCAUUCGAAAUGAUCAUCCGAAGACUCGUUGUAUUUCUUUUUCUUUUCAUUCUUGCCGGCGCCAAUCCAAUUCAUCAAAAUAUUAAGGGUAAUGAAUAUCGUCAACGACGUAGUUUUACAAUUACAAACUGGCAAUUAGCUGAUAAAUUAUAUAAAGGUCUUUCUCAGAAUGAUGAUCAUCGAAUUGAAAUUGCAACAAGAUUUAAACGUUCAGAUAUUCCACUAGAAUUAAGACCUGUUGAAGGACCCAUGAAUAUUGAACAAUUGCCAGCAAUGUUAGCAGCAAGAUAUGUUAAACGUUAUCCAUAUUCACAACGAGAUGAUCCCGAUAUAAUUGGCCGAUAA
Messenger RNA from Rotaria sordida, 438 nucleotides. NCBI's taxonomy places the organism in Eukaryota, Metazoa, Rotifera, Eurotatoria, Philodinida, Philodinidae. The record is from the annotation of a GenBank genome assembly.